Molecule: messenger RNA, 495 nt
Organism: Ostertagia ostertagi
Lineage: Eukaryota; Metazoa; Nematoda; Chromadorea; Rhabditida; Trichostrongylidae
Source: the annotation of a GenBank genome assembly
AGCGGCGUCAACGUCGACGAAGUGGGUAGCGGUGAGCGAACGGCGCUUCGUGGAGCGGCUUGGGCUGGUCAUCGUGACAUCGUCAGUCGUCUUUUGAAAGCGCACGCUAGCGUGGACAAAAAGGAUUCUGAAGAUCGCACCGCUUUGAUGGCUGCGGCUUUUAUGGAUCACUGGGAGAUUGUCGAACUACUGCUUGAUCACGGUGCUGAAAUCUCUGAAACGGACUCAGCUGGAGCCACAGCGCUACAUCUGGCUCUUUCAAACGGUUCAAAACAGAGGCACACGAUAAGACUGUUCAGACGAGGAAGUGACCUGACAUUGGCGGAUGCCCACGGAAGAGUUUGCAUCCACCUGGCCGCCUAUCAUGGUGAUCGGAAUCUGAAGUCGUUGUUAGGUGCUACGUGCAUCGAUGUGCAGGAUUCCCUCGGUCGAACUCCGCUAAUGCUUGCUGCAAGUCAAGGACAGUUGGAUGCCGUGGAUUUACUGACGAAAAAU